AUGCUUAAUGGGGCCACUGGGCAAGUGCUGGUUACUGUAGCGUCAGAAGACUUGUCAUAUGGGAUCGGUCGUCGUCUUCUUCUUCUUCUUCCUUUUACCAGCCUACUACUCUGUUCGUGUUCUUCAUAUAGAGCUACAGUGUCUUGGUUCCAUCAUCUUACUAUUGAGUGGCUUACUGCGGUGGAGCUUGGACUCCUAAGGGGCCGUCAUCAUCUUCUAAAUGAUGUUGACAUCACCAUCAAUCCUUCAAAAGGCUUAGCUCUCACAGAAGAUAGGUUGACUGGUAAAGGAAGAAACACUAAGAAGCUUUUGGAUCUUUCUAGAUCAAAUUCUGUAAGUGGCUAUUCCGUUUGUCCUACAAGAGACAUGUUAGAAGAUGGUGGUACAUCUGCUAGCAUCCACCAGCAGUCCGGACAAGAUUCGCUCAAAGAUUUGUCAGCAGAGACCAAACCUUUUGAAGGAGAGUUGGUCAAAGAGGAAUCUGUACCUGAAGAUGGUGAAAUAGGGCAAGUUUUACAAACUGCACAAGUAGAUAUCAAUAUGCUUGAUGUAACUAUGCCCGGAACUUUGAAAGAAGCAGAGAAGCAGAAGGAUCUCUAUAAAAUCAUGAACUUUAACACAUUACAAGUCUACAUUAACAUAAUCAGUGCGACUAGCUCAACUUCAUAA
This is a messenger RNA of Hibiscus syriacus, 669 nucleotides long. RefSeq lists its product as uncharacterized. The transcript has 4 exons. Bases 1 to 669 code for a protein of 222 amino acids. The record is from RefSeq and is a predicted model, not a curated record. Lineage: Eukaryota; Viridiplantae; Streptophyta; Magnoliopsida; Malvales; Malvaceae.